GGCAUGGGACCUAGGGAGUUCACCUAUAUUGAAUUGUCCAAGGCAACAAAGAACUUUGCUGAAGAAGAGAAGCUAGGUGAGGGAGGAUUUGGAUCCGUUUAUAAAGGUUUUUUGAGGGAUUCAAAUACAGAUGUUGCCGUUAAGAGGAUUUCAAGGAGAUCUAAACAAGGGAUUAAGGAGUAUAUAUCAGAAGUUAAGAUUAUAAGCCGAUUGAGGCACAGGAAUUUAGUUAAGCUUAUAGGUUGGUGCCACGAAAAGGAACUAUUACUAGUGUACGAGUUCAUGCCUAAUGGCAGCUUGGAUUCCCAUCUCUUCAAAGGAAGAAGCCUAUUGCCAUGGAAUCUUAGAUUCAAAAUUGCACAAGGCUUGGCAUCAGCAUUGUUGUAUUUACACGAAUUAGGAGAUUUUUGUGUGCUACAUAGGGAUAUUAAAACAAACAAUAUUAUGUUAGAUUCUGAUUUUAAUACUAAACUUGGUGAUUUUGGGCUAGCUAGGUUAGCUGAUCAUGAAAAAGGAUCACUAACGACUUUAUUGGCUGGAACUAUGGACUACUUGGCUCCUGAGUGUCACAGAACAGGCAAGGCAAGCAGGGAAUCAGAUAUCUAUAGCUUUGGAGUUGUGGCACUUGAAAUUGCAUGUGGAAGAAGAUCAAUAGAGCCUAGAUAUGAUGAGGAUCAGGCCUCAUUGGUGGCUUGGGUGUGGCAGGCUUAUGGGAACCAAAGGCUUCUUGAUGUAGUUGACAAGAAACUCUCUGCAGAUUUUGAUAUGAGAGAGAUGGAAUGUUUGUUGAGUAUUGGCUUGUGGUGUGCACAUCCUAUUCGUAAUAUGAGACCGUCAAUCAAGCAAGCAAUGCAGGUGCUUAAUUUUGAAGCGGCGCUACCCAAUCUUCCCAGUGAGAUGCCCACUCCUGUGUACAACAUUCCUAAUGCUCCAAUCAUCAGAACAAGUGAGCCAUGUUUAUCCGACAUGAGCAUUACUGUGCCUCGCUAGUUUUUAUACCACAUGCCUGGAACAAAACUGGUAUGAUAAUAAACGACUGUAAUUAUUGUUUGAAAUUUAAUAUAGUCUAUUAUUCUGUCUUAUUACUUUGAUUUUAUAUAAUAAGCUUUGAGCAUUUCUAUAUUCUAAUGCAUAAUUGUUCUUUAUUUCCAAGUCAUUCAUAAUAGACAGGUUGUUUACGC
Messenger RNA from Rubroshorea leprosula, 1181 nucleotides. Lineage: Eukaryota; Viridiplantae; Streptophyta; Magnoliopsida; Malvales; Dipterocarpaceae. The record is from the annotation of a GenBank genome assembly.